Messenger RNA from Rangifer tarandus platyrhynchus (Svalbard reindeer), 426 nucleotides. The record is from the annotation of a GenBank genome assembly. Lineage: Eukaryota; Metazoa; Chordata; Mammalia; Artiodactyla; Cervidae.
AUGCAGCAUGCAGGACCUGAUCCCCAACCAGGGAUAGAACCCAAACCCCCUGCAGUGGGAGGACCCAUCCCUAAUCAUUGGACUGCCAGGGAUGUCCCAAAGGGAAGUAUAUUUAAAUCAUUAGCAGGAACUCCUGACCCUUCAAAUCGAGCUCAGAGUAAAACAGUACUACACUCUGGAAUGGAAUGGCAGCAGGUUUGUCAACAUCUGGGGACACCUAGACAGUGUCCAGUCUGGGGACACCUCUUAGCAGUUUUACCCCCUCAACCCUGUGAGACAGAGAAUGGCUUCACCUCACCCCUGAAGGUUUUGAGGGAGCAGGAGCCCCCCUCACACUUAGCCAGGGCUCAGGUUUUCACUCCUUCGAGGAAAGUCUCAGCACCGGCCCCACAAUUACACGACUUUGCUCGAGCAAGUCCAGAGUAA